Corvus hawaiiensis (hawaiian crow) is the source of this 18132-nucleotide messenger RNA. Its product is annotated as IgGFc-binding protein-like. Gene Ontology annotation, molecular function: protein binding. The coding region runs from base 1 to 18060 and encodes 6019 amino acids. Lineage: Eukaryota; Metazoa; Chordata; Aves; Passeriformes; Corvidae. Gene Ontology annotation, cellular component: membrane; extracellular matrix. The transcript is spliced from 78 exons. The record is from RefSeq and is a predicted model, not a curated record.
AUGCAGGUGAUUUUUGAGGCUGUCCGAGGACUGACAGAGUAUGGGGAUACAGCACUGGACAAUGUGAGAGUAAGGGAUGGACCCUGUGAAGCUGUCCCUACACCUGUACCACCAACACCUACACCAACAGAACCUACACCACCUCCAGUGACAGAAGCUAUUUGCAGUAUACAUGGGGAUCCUCACUACAACACCUUUGACAAGCAGCGUCAUGACUUCAUGGGCACCUGCACCUAUACCCUCUCCAAGCUGUGUGAGAGCAACAGCUCCCUGCCUUACUUCAACGUGGAAGCCGCCAAUGAGCACAGGGGAGGCAACACCCACGUGUCCUAUGUCCAGUAUGUGGAUAUCGAUGUCUAUGGCUACAGGAUCAACCUCGGUCAAAAAAGAGCUGUUAAGGUCAAUGGAGUCAGCCAGGUGGUCCCUGUGACCUUGGUCCCGGGUGUCAGUAUUUCCUUCAGUGGACAGUAUGUUGUGGUUACUACUGACUUUGGCCUGAAAGUCAAGUUUGAUGGAAAUCACAGAGCAGAAAUCACUCUUCCCAGUACCUAUAUGUCUAAAGUCUGUGGAAUAUGUGGAAAUUACAACAGGCACAAAGCAGAUGACUUUCUUAACCCAGAUGGAGAGAUGGAACCAAACUCAACCAGCCUUGGCAACAGUUGGCAGGUUUACAAUGACUCCAGGUGCUCACCAGAUGAUGGCCAUACUCCAAACUGCACUGAUGAUGAAAAACACAUGAUUCAAAGCAAUGCCUACUGUGGUCUGAUCACAGAUCCAAAUGGUCCAUUCCAGAACUGCCACUCAUUAGUUGAUCCACAGAGUUAUUUUGAAGAUUGCCAGUAUGAUCUCUGUGAACUUCAUUUGAACAAUGAAGCCCUCUGUGAAAGCCUACAGGCUUAUGCAGACGUGUGCCAAGCUGCAGGAGUCCAGCUGGCACCAUGGAGAAAUGCAACCUUCUGCCGUACUCACUAUGAGCCCUGUGCUGCAGCCUGCCCUGCCACCUGUGUGGACCCAAUGGCUCCCUACAACUGCAGCCUGCCGUGCGUGGAGGGCUGUGUGUGUGACAGUGGGUACCUGCUCUACAAUGACCGCUGUGUGCCCAGCCAGCAGUGUGGGUGCUGGCACAAUGGGCAGCACUACCCCGUGGGCUCUGAGUUCUGGACGGACGACACCUGCUCCUCCAAGUGCACGUGUCCUGCACGGGGAAGCAAAGUCCAGUGCUUCAACGCCUCCUGCCCUGAGGGCCUGUACUGUGGGGUGCAGAACGGGAAACCUGCGUGCCUCGAACACUCCUACGGCAUCUGCCACGUCCACGGAGACCCCCACUACAAAACCUUUGACAAGGUGACGCACAACUUCAUGGGCAACUGCACCUACACGCUGGCCAAAGUGUGCUCCAACAUCACCUCCCUGCCCUACUUCAACGUGGAGGCCAAGAACGAGCACCGUGGCAACACCCGAGUGUCCUACGUGCGCGAAGUGGUGGUUGAGGUGUACGGACAGCGCAUUGUCAUCCUCAAGCAGCAGAAGAGCCACGUGCUGGUGAACGACGUGCGCCAGACGUUGCCGGUGAGUGCAGCGGGAGGGGCCAUCACGGUGAGCAAGAGUGGUCGCUACAUCGUCCUGGAGACAGACUUCAACCUCAGAGUGUCCUACGACACUGACCACUCGGUGGAGGUGAAGGUGCCCACCACCUACUUCAACCUGACCUGUGGCAUGUGUGGGAACUUCAACAACCGCAGAGACGACGAAUACAUGAUGCCCAACGGGCAGCAAGCCGCAGACUCCAAUGCGCUGGGGGAGAGCUGGCAGGUCCCAGACAGUGACCCCUCCUGCGGUGUCCCCGUCCCCUCCCCACCCUGCAGUGCAGAAGAGGAGAAGCUCUACAGGUCCGACCAGUUCUGUGGCAUACUGACAACCAGGCCUAGCUCUUUUGAGAGUUGCCACGGCGUGAUCAACCCCCAGGACUACUUUGACACCUGCUUGUAUGACCUGUGUGCCCUGAAUGGUGGCCAGGAGUUCCUGUGUGCUGCUCUGGAGGCCUAUGCUGACGCGUGCCAGGCAGCUGGUGUGACUUUGCUUCCCUGGAGGAAUGCUACCUUCUGCCCUAUUGCAUGCCCUCCCAAUAGUCAUUACAAUCCAUGCACCAGUGCUUGCCCAGCAACCUGCACUGACCCUCUUGCAUCGCAGAACUGCAGCAGACCUUGUGUAGAAGGAUGUGAAUGCAACAGUGGCUUUGUCCUCAGUGGAGGACAGUGUGUGUCCAUGAGCAACUGUGGCUGCUUUCAGAAUGGCAAAUAUUAUGAGGAAACCAAUGACAGCUUUGACUGGAUAAGGCACAAGGGACCAACACCCACACCCAAUACUGGCCCUUCCCAUGACCACACGACUGGAGAGGGCUAUUACAUCUACCUGCAAGGAAGCAAGCAAGAGCCAAGUGAUGUAGCUCGCUUGGUCAGUCCAGUAUGCAGCUCAGAAGGACUUCACUGCUUCCGCUUCUGGUACCACAUGUAUGGAACAGCUGAAACAAUGGCUCUGCGUGUGUAUGUAGUUCAUAAUGAGACAUCAACACUGGAAUGGAAAGAUGCCGGAAACAAAGGGGACAGAUGGAACUUGGGAGAAGUCACGGUAUACAGCAGAGGAAAUAUGAAGAUUAUCCUGGAGGGCAUGAUUGGUGAAGAUGUUCAGAGCGAUGUAGCUUUGGAUGAUCUGUCCAUUCUAAAGGGACAAUGCACAGAUGUUACCCCAACAACACCAGGACCCAUCACCACAACACCAUCAGAAGAGACACCCACAUCAACACCCAUGCUAGAUUCAGGCACCUGUGUGGUGGAAGGAGAUCCUCACUACCACACGUUCGACAAGCAGUUACACCAUUUCAUGGGCACCUGCACCUACACCCUCUCCAAGCUGUGCGAGAGCAACAGCUCCCUGCCCUCCUUCAACGUGGAAGCGGCCAAUGAGCACAGGGGAGGCAACACUCGCGUGUCCUAUGUCCGAUACGUGGACGUUGAUGUGGCUGACCAGCGGAUAAGGCUGGGGCAGGGUGGAGUGGUGACGGUCAAUGGAGUGGCAGAGAUCCUGCCUUGCAGCCCAUCCGCGGGUGUGCAGGUCUUGUCCAGCGGGUUCUACACCAUGGUCAUGACAGACUUUGGCUUGAGAGUCAAGUUUGAUGGGAAGCAUCGGGUGGAGGUGACACUUCCGAGCACCUUUGGGCAGAAGGUUUGUGGCAUGUGUGGGAACUACAACGGGCUGGCAGCAGAUGACUUCCAGAACCCAGAAGGGGCAACGGAGCCAGACUCCACCAGCCUGGGCAACAGCUGGGAGGUGUCCAACAACAGCAGCUGCUCAGCCGGACCUCUGCCCACCCCAGCCUGCAAUGAGACCGACAAGCAACUCAUCGGCAGCAGCCAAUUCUGUGGGCUCCUCACUGACACCAGUGGCCCGUUUCAGGUGUGCCACGCUGUGCUGAACCCCAGCAACUACUUUGACACAUGCUUCUACGACCUGUGUGAGCUGGGGCUGGACCGUGAGGCCCUGUGCAAGAGCUUACAGUCCUAUGCAGAUGCCUGCCAGUCACUUGGUGUCCAGAUACCUGUGUGGAGGAACGCAACCUUCUGCCCGAUCACUUGUCCAUCCAACAGUCACUACGAGCCCUGUGCUGCAGCCUGCCCUGCCACCUGUGUGGACCCAAUGGCUCCUGUUACCUGCAGCCUGCCGUGCGUGGAGGGCUGUGUGUGUGACAGUGGGUACCUGCUCUACAAUGACCGCUGUGUGCCCAGCCAGCAGUGUGGGUGCUGGCACAAUGGGCAGCACUACCCCGUGGGCUCUGAGUUCUGGACGGACGACACCUGCUCCUCCAAGUGCACGUGUCCUGCACGGGGAAGCAAAGUCCAGUGCUUCAACGCCUCCUGCCCUGAGGGCCUGUACUGUGGGGUGCAGAACGGGAAACCUGCGUGCCUCGAACACUCCUACGGCAUCUGCCACGUCCACGGAGACCCCCACUACAAAACCUUUGACAAGGUGACGCACAACUUCAUGGGCAACUGCACCUACACGCUGGCCAAAGUGUGCUCCAACAUCACCUCCCUGCCCUACUUCAACGUGGAGGCCAAGAACGAGCACCGUGGCAACACCCGAGUGUCCUACGUGCGCGAAGUGGUGGUUGAGGUGUACGGACAGCGCAUUGUCAUCCUCAAGCAGCAGAAGAGCCACGUGCUGGUGAACGACGUGCGCCAGACGUUGCCGGUGAGUGCAGCGGGAGGGGCCAUCACGGUGAGCAAGAGUGGUCGCUACAUCGUCCUGGAGACAGACUUCAACCUCAGAGUGUCCUACGACACUGACCACUCGGUGGAGGUGAAGGUGCCCACCACCUACUUCAACCUGACCUGUGGCAUGUGUGGGAACUUCAACAACCGCAGAGACGACGAAUACAUGAUGCCCAACGGGCAGCAAGCCGCAGACUCCAAUGCGCUGGGGGAGAGCUGGCAGGUCCCAGACAGUGACCCCUCCUGCGGUGUCCCCGUCCCCUCCCCACCCUGCAGUGCAGAAGAGGAGAAGCUCUACAGGUCCGACCAGUUCUGUGGCAUACUGACAACCAGGCCUAGCUCUUUUGAGAGUUGCCACGGCGUGAUCAACCCCCAGGACUACUUUGACACCUGCUUGUAUGACCUGUGUGCCCUGAAUGGUGGCCAGGAGUUCCUGUGUGCUGCUCUGGAGGCCUAUGCUGACGCGUGCCAGGCAGCUGGUGUGACUUUGCUUCCCUGGAGGAAUGCUACCUUCUGCCCCCUUCAGUGUCCCCCCAACAGCUACUAUGACCCCUGCAUGACCGGCUGUCCUGCCACCUGUGCUGACCGACAAGCCCCACAGAACUGCUCCAAGCCUUGUGUGGAGGGCUGUGCAUGUAGCUCUGGUUUCCUCCUGAGUGGAGACACCUGUGUGCCCGAGGCCAACUGUGGCUGCCUCUUUGAGGGCAACUACUACACUGAAGGCGAAUACUCAGUGAAUGAGAACUGCACUCGCCGGUGCCGGUGUGAAGCCAAAGGCCAGAUGGUUUGCUCUGCCUUGUCCUGUGGCGAGGAUGAGGUCUGCAAGAUCCAGGAUGGCCAGAGGGGCUGUUACCCAGCCAGCACUGCCCUCUGCCACAUCUACGGUGACCCACAUUACAGCACCUUUGAUGGGAAGCUCCACCACUUCCAGGGCUCCUGCAACUACACGGUGGUGACAGGCUGUGACAACUCCUCCAUCGGGUUCAGUGUCACCACCCGCAACGAACAUCGCGGCAGCCAGAGCUGGACAGCUCUGAACUCUGUGGCACUGUCCCUCGAAGGCCUCCACAUUGCACUGCGCGAGCACAAGGCAGUCUACAUCAACGGUGCUCUGGUCUCCCUGCCUGCUUCUCCUGCCCCCGGUGUGACCAUUUCCCUGAGCGGCUCCUACGUACGGGUUUCUACCAAGCUGGGCCUGCAGCUGCAGUUCAAUGGGGACCAUGAGCUCCUAGUGAAGGUGUCUGAGAAGUACAAGGGCAAACUCUGUGGGCUGUGUGGGACAUACACUGGGAGCCAGCAGGACGACUUCAUGCGACCCGAUGGGGUGGUUGUGCCUGACUUCAAUGACUUUGGAGCCAGCUGGAUGGUGCCGGAUGAGGAGUGGCUGUGCGACCCAUCCAUCAGUCCACCUGCAUCCUGCUCCCCUGAUGAAGAGGAGGCAGCUAACAAGCAGUGUUCAAUCCUCACACACCUCGGUGGCCCCUUCCAGCCUUGCCAUGCAGUUCUGCCACCCAAGACGUACUUUGAGAGCUGUGUCUAUGACCAGUGUGCCACGGGUGGCAGCACGGAGCAGCUCUGCAAUGACCUGGGGGCCUAUGCUGCAGCCUGUGCUGAGGCAGGCAUUGCUCUGGGAGACUGGAGUGCUGGCACUGUUUGUGCUCCUACAACCUCGCCCCCCUUGCCAGGCACUACAACGCGGCCUCCACAUACAACAACAUCACAGUCACCUGGGACAAGCACAGCUCCACCAACUGACUGCAAUUUUGCCUGCACAUUUGACAAGGACCUCUGUGGGUGGGUCCAGGCAGAUUCCAGCAGCAUUGACUGGAUAAGGAACAAAGGCCCAACGCCCACGCCAAAUACCGGCCCCUCGUCUGACCACACAACAGGAGAGGGCUACUACAUCUUCCUGCAAGGGACUGCUGAUGCUCUCCCCGGCUUUGUGGCUCACCUGGUCAGUCCGGCAUGUAGCUGGGAAGGAACACUCUGCUUCCGCUUCUGGUACCACAUGUACGGAACUGCUGAAACAAUGGCCCUGCGGGUGUAUGUGCAGAAGGGUGAUGAGCUAGUGCCCGUCUGGCAAGAAGUUGGGAACCAUGGAGACAGGUGGCACUUGGGACAGGUCACGGUGCAGACCACAGGAAACAUGCAGAUUUUGCUGGAGGGAGAAUGGGGUGAAGAUGAGCGGAGCAACGUAGCAUUGGAUGAUCUCUCUGUUGAAAAGGGAUCCUGUGCAGGUCCACUUCCUACAACACCCUCUACCCCACUUCCUAACAUUACAACACAGACAACACCAAGACCACCACCAACAACACCUGGGAUGACCUCAGGCACCUGUGUGGUGGAAGGAGAUCCUCACUACCACACGUUCGACAAGCAGUUACACCAUUUCAUGGGCACCUGCACCUACACCCUCUCCAAGCUGUGCGAGAGCAACAGCUCCCUGCCCUCCUUCAACGUGGAAGCGGCCAAUGAGCACAGGGGAGGCAACACUCGCGUGUCCUAUGUCCGAUACGUGGACGUUGAUGUGGCUGACCAGCGGAUAAGGCUGGGGCAGGGUGGAGUGGUGACGGUCAAUGGAGUGGCAGAGAUCCUGCCUUGCAGCCCAUCCGCGGGUGUGCAGGUCUUGUCCAGCGGGUUCUACACCAUGGUCAUGACAGACUUUGGCUUGAGAGUCAAGUUUGAUGGGAAGCAUCGGGUGGAGGUGACACUUCCGAGCACCUUUGGGCAGAAGGUUUGUGGCAUGUGUGGGAACUACAACGGGCUGGCAGCAGAUGACUUCCAGAACCCAGAAGGGGCAACGGAGCCAGACUCCACCAGCCUGGGCAACAGCUGGGAGGUGUCCAACAACAGCAGCUGCUCAGCCGGACCUCUGCCCACCCCAGCCUGCAAUGAGACCGACAAGCAACUCAUCGGCAGCAGCCAAUUCUGUGGGCUCCUCACUGACACCAGUGGCCCGUUUCAGGUGUGCCACGCUGUGCUGAACCCCAGCAACUACUUUGACACAUGCUUCUACGACCUGUGUGAGCUGGGGCUGGACCGUGAGGCCCUGUGCAAGAGCUUACAGUCCUAUGCAGAUGCCUGCCAGUCACUUGGUGUCCAGAUACCUGUGUGGAGGAACGCAACCUUCUGCCCGAUCACUUGUCCAUCCAACAGUCACUACGAGCCCUGUGCUGCAGCCUGCCCUGCCACCUGUGUGGACCCAAUGGCUCCUGUUACCUGCAGCCUGCCGUGCGUGGAGGGCUGUGUGUGUGACAGUGGGUACCUGCUCUACAAUGACCGCUGUGUGCCCAGCCAGCAGUGUGGGUGCUGGCACAAUGGGCAGCACUACCCCGUGGGCUCUGAGUUCUGGACGGACGACACCUGCUCCUCCAAGUGCACGUGUCCUGCACGGGGAAGCAAAGUCCAGUGCUUCAACGCCUCCUGCCCUGAGGGCCUGUACUGUGGGGUGCAGAACGGGAAACCUGCGUGCCUCGAACACUCCUACGGCAUCUGCCACGUCCACGGAGACCCCCACUACAAAACCUUUGACAAGGUGACGCACAACUUCAUGGGCAACUGCACCUACACGCUGGCCAAAGUGUGCUCCAACAUCACCUCCCUGCCCUACUUCAACGUGGAGGCCAAGAACGAGCACCGUGGCAACACCCGAGUGUCCUACGUGCGCGAAGUGGUGGUUGAGGUGUACGGACAGCGCAUUGUCAUCCUCAAGCAGCAGAAGAGCCACGUGCUGGUGAACGACGUGCGCCAGACGUUGCCGGUGAGUGCAGCGGGAGGGGCCAUCACGGUGAGCAAGAGUGGUCGCUACAUCGUCCUGGAGACAGACUUCAACCUCAGAGUGUCCUACGACACUGACCACUCGGUGGAGGUGAAGGUGCCCACCACCUACUUCAACCUGACCUGUGGCAUGUGUGGGAACUUCAACAACCGCAGAGACGACGAAUACAUGAUGCCCAACGGGCAGCAAGCCGCAGACUCCAAUGCGCUGGGGGAGAGCUGGCAGGUCCCAGACAGUGACCCCUCCUGCGGUGUCCCCGUCCCCUCCCCACCCUGCAGUGCAGAAGAGGAGAAGCUCUACAGGUCCGACCAGUUCUGUGGCAUACUGACAACCAGGCCUAGCUCUUUUGAGAGUUGCCACGGCGUGAUCAACCCCCAGGACUACUUUGACACCUGCUUGUAUGACCUGUGUGCCCUGAAUGGUGGCCAGGAGUUCCUGUGUGCUGCUCUGGAGGCCUAUGCUGACGCGUGCCAGGCAGCUGGUGUGACUUUGCUUCCCUGGAGGAAUGCUACCUUCUGCCCCCUUCAGUGUCCCCCCAACAGCUACUAUGACCCCUGCAUGACCGGCUGUCCUGCCACCUGUGCUGACCGACAAGCCCCACAGAACUGCUCCAAGCCUUGUGUGGAGGGCUGUGCAUGUAGCUCUGGUUUCCUCCUGAGUGGAGACACCUGUGUGCCCGAGGCCAACUGUGGCUGCCUCUUUGAGGGCAACUACUACACUGAAGGCGAAUACUCAGUGAAUGAGAACUGCACUCGCCGGUGCCGGUGUGAAGCCAAAGGCCAGAUGGUUUGCUCUGCCUUGUCCUGUGGCGAGGAUGAGGUCUGCAAGAUCCAGGAUGGCCAGAGGGGCUGUUACCCAGCCAGCACUGCCCUCUGCCACAUCUACGGUGACCCACAUUACAGCACCUUUGAUGGGAAGCUCCACCACUUCCAGGGCUCCUGCAACUACACGGUGGUGACAGGCUGUGACAACUCCUCCAUCGGGUUCAGUGUCACCACCCGCAACGAACAUCGCGGCAGCCAGAGCUGGACAGCUCUGAACUCUGUGGCACUGUCCCUCGAAGGCCUCCACAUUGCACUGCGCGAGCACAAGGCAGUCUACAUCAACGGUGCUCUGGUCUCCCUGCCUGCUUCUCCUGCCCCCGGUGUGACCAUUUCCCUGAGCGGCUCCUACGUACGGGUUUCUACCAAGCUGGGCCUGCAGCUGCAGUUCAAUGGGGACCAUGAGCUCCUAGUGAAGGUGUCUGAGAAGUACAAGGGCAAACUCUGUGGGCUGUGUGGGACAUACACUGGGAGCCAGCAGGACGACUUCAUGCGACCCGAUGGGGUGGUUGUGCCUGACUUCAAUGACUUUGGAGCCAGCUGGAUGGUGCCGGAUGAGGAGUGGCUGUGCGACCCAUCCAUCAGUCCACCUGCAUCCUGCUCCCCUGAUGAAGAGGAGGCAGCUAACAAGCAGUGUUCAAUCCUCACACACCUCGGUGGCCCCUUCCAGCCUUGCCAUGCAGUUCUGCCACCCAAGACGUACUUUGAGAGCUGUGUCUAUGACCAGUGUGCCACGGGUGGCAGCACGGAGCAGCUCUGCAAUGACCUGGGGGCCUAUGCUGCAGCCUGUGCUGAGGCAGGCAUUGCUCUGGGAGACUGGAGUGCUGGCACUGUUUGUGCUCCUACAACCUCGCCCCCCUUGCCAGGCACUACAACGCGGCCUCCACAUACAACAACAUCACAGUCACCUGGGACAAGCACAGCUCCACCAACUGACUGCAAUUUUGCCUGCACAUUUGACAAGGACCUCUGUGGGUGGGUCCAGGCAGAUUCCAGCAGCAUUGACUGGAUAAGGAACAAAGGCCCAACGCCCACGCCAAAUACCGGCCCCUCGUCUGACCACACAACAGGAGAGGGCUACUACAUCUUCCUGCAAGGGACUGCUGAUGCUCUCCCCGGCUUUGUGGCUCACCUGGUCAGUCCGGCAUGUAGCUGGGAAGGAACACUCUGCUUCCGCUUCUGGUACCACAUGUACGGAACUGCUGAAACAAUGGCCCUGCGGGUGUAUGUGCAGAAGGGUGAUGAGCUAGUGCCCGUCUGGCAAGAAGUUGGGAACCAUGGAGACAGGUGGCACUUGGGACAGGUCACGGUGCAGACCACAGGAAACAUGCAGAUUUUGCUGGAGGGAGAAUGGGGUGAAGAUGAGCGGAGCAACGUAGCAUUGGAUGAUCUCUCUGUUGAAAAGGGAUCCUGUGCAGGUCCACUUCCUACAACACCCUCUACCCCACUUCCUAACAUUACAACACAGACAACACCAAGACCACCACCAACAACACCUGGGAUGACCUCAGGCACCUGUGUGGUGGAAGGAGAUCCUCACUACCACACGUUCGACAAGCAGUUACACCAUUUCAUGGGCACCUGCACCUACACCCUCUCCAAGCUGUGCGAGAGCAACAGCUCCCUGCCCUCCUUCAACGUGGAAGCGGCCAAUGAGCACAGGGGAGGCAACACUCGCGUGUCCUAUGUCCGAUACGUGGACGUUGAUGUGGCUGACCAGCGGAUAAGGCUGGGGCAGGGUGGAGUGGUGACGGUCAAUGGAGUGGCAGAGAUCCUGCCUUGCAGCCCAUCCGCGGGUGUGCAGGUCUUGUCCAGCGGGUUCUACACCAUGGUCAUGACAGACUUUGGCUUGAGAGUCAAGUUUGAUGGGAAGCAUCGGGUGGAGGUGACACUUCCGAGCACCUUUGGGCAGAAGGUUUGUGGCAUGUGUGGGAACUACAACGGGCUGGCAGCAGAUGACUUCCAGAACCCAGAAGGGGCAACGGAGCCAGACUCCACCAGCCUGGGCAACAGCUGGGAGGUGUCCAACAACAGCAGCUGCUCAGCCGGACCUCUGCCCACCCCAGCCUGCAAUGAGACCGACAAGCAACUCAUCGGCAGCAGCCAAUUCUGUGGGCUCCUCACUGACACCAGUGGCCCGUUUCAGGUGUGCCACGCUGUGCUGAACCCCAGCAACUACUUUGACACAUGCUUCUACGACCUGUGUGAGCUGGGGCUGGACCGUGAGGCCCUGUGCAAGAGCUUACAGUCCUAUGCAGAUGCCUGCCAGUCACUUGGUGUCCAGAUACCUGUGUGGAGGAACGCAACCUUCUGCCCGAUCACUUGUCCAUCCAACAGUCACUACGAGCCCUGUGCUGCAGCCUGCCCUGCCACCUGUGUGGACCCAAUGGCUCCUGUUACCUGCAGCCUGCCGUGCGUGGAGGGCUGUGUGUGUGACAGUGGGUACCUGCUCUACAAUGACCGCUGUGUGCCCAGCCAGCAGUGUGGGUGCUGGCACAAUGGGCAGCACUACCCCGUGGGCUCUGAGUUCUGGACGGACGACACCUGCUCCUCCAAGUGCACGUGUCCUGCACGGGGAAGCAAAGUCCAGUGCUUCAACGCCUCCUGCCCUGAGGGCCUGUACUGUGGGGUGCAGAACGGGAAACCUGCGUGCCUCGAACACUCCUACGGCAUCUGCCACGUCCACGGAGACCCCCACUACAAAACCUUUGACAAGGUGACGCACAACUUCAUGGGCAACUGCACCUACACGCUGGCCAAAGUGUGCUCCAACAUCACCUCCCUGCCCUACUUCAACGUGGAGGCCAAGAACGAGCACCGUGGCAACACCCGAGUGUCCUACGUGCGCGAAGUGGUGGUUGAGGUGUACGGACAGCGCAUUGUCAUCCUCAAGCAGCAGAAGAGCCACGUGCUGGUGAACGACGUGCGCCAGACGUUGCCGGUGAGUGCAGCGGGAGGGGCCAUCACGGUGAGCAAGAGUGGUCGCUACAUCGUCCUGGAGACAGACUUCAACCUCAGAGUGUCCUACGACACUGACCACUCGGUGGAGGUGAAGGUGCCCACCACCUACUUCAACCUGACCUGUGGCAUGUGUGGGAACUUCAACAACCGCAGAGACGACGAAUACAUGAUGCCCAACGGGCAGCAAGCCGCAGACUCCAAUGCGCUGGGGGAGAGCUGGCAGGUCCCAGACAGUGACCCCUCCUGCGGUGUCCCCGUCCCCUCCCCACCCUGCAGUGCAGAAGAGGAGAAGCUCUACAGGUCCGACCAGUUCUGUGGCAUACUGACAACCAGGCCUAGCUCUUUUGAGAGUUGCCACGGCGUGAUCAACCCCCAGGACUACUUUGACACCUGCUUGUAUGACCUGUGUGCCCUGAAUGGUGGCCAGGAGUUCCUGUGUGCUGCUCUGGAGGCCUAUGCUGACGCGUGCCAGGCAGCUGGUGUGACUUUGCUUCCCUGGAGGAAUGCUACCUUCUGCCCCCUUCAGUGUCCCCCCAACAGCUACUAUGACCCCUGCAUGACCGGCUGUCCUGCCACCUGUGCUGACCGACAAGCCCCACAGAACUGCUCCAAGCCUUGUGUGGAGGGCUGUGCAUGUAGCUCUGGUUUCCUCCUGAGUGGAGACACCUGUGUGCCCGAGGCCAACUGUGGCUGCCUCUUUGAGGGCAACUACUACACUGAAGGCGAAUACUCAGUGAAUGAGAACUGCACUCGCCGGUGCCGGUGUGAAGCCAAAGGCCAGAUGGUUUGCUCUGCCUUGUCCUGUGGCGAGGAUGAGGUCUGCAAGAUCCAGGAUGGCCAGAGGGGCUGUUACCCAGCCAGCACUGCCCUCUGCCACAUCUACGGUGACCCACAUUACAGCACCUUUGAUGGGAAGCUCCACCACUUCCAGGGCUCCUGCAACUACACGGUGGUGACAGGCUGUGACAACUCCUCCAUCGGGUUCAGUGUCACCACCCGCAACGAACAUCGCGGCAGCCAGAGCUGGACAGCUCUGAACUCUGUGGCACUGUCCCUCGAAGGCCUCCACAUUGCACUGCGCGAGCACAAGGCAGUCUACAUCAACGGUGCUCUGGUCUCCCUGCCUGCUUCUCCUGCCCCCGGUGUGACCAUUUCCCUGAGCGGCUCCUACGUACGGGUUUCUACCAAGCUGGGCCUGCAGCUGCAGUUCAAUGGGGACCAUGAGCUCCUAGUGAAGGUGUCUGAGAAGUACAAGGGCAAACUCUGUGGGCUGUGUGGGACAUACACUGGGAGCCAGCAGGACGACUUCAUGCGACCCGAUGGGGUGGUUGUGCCUGACUUCAAUGACUUUGGAGCCAGCUGGAUGGUGCCGGAUGAGGAGUGGCUGUGCGACCCAUCCAUCAGUCCACCUGCAUCCUGCUCCCCUGAUGAAGAGGAGGCAGCUAACAAGCAGUGUUCAAUCCUCACACACCUCGGUGGCCCCUUCCAGCCUUGCCAUGCAGUUCUGCCACCCAAGACGUACUUUGAGAGCUGUGUCUAUGACCAGUGUGCCACGGGUGGCAGCACGGAGCAGCUCUGCAAUGACCUGGGGGCCUAUGCUGCAGCCUGUGCUGAGGCAGGCAUUGCUCUGGGAGACUGGAGUGCUGGCACUGUUUGUGCUCCUACAACCUCGCCCCCCUUGCCAGGCACUACAACGCGGCCUCCACAUACAACAACAUCACAGUCACCUGGGACAAGCACAGCUCCACCAACUGACUGCAAUUUUGCCUGCACAUUUGACAAGGACCUCUGUGGGUGGGUCCAGGCAGAUUCCAGCAGCAUUGACUGGAUAAGGAACAAAGGCCCAACGCCCACGCCAAAUACCGGCCCCUCGUCUGACCACACAACAGGAGAGGGCUACUACAUCUUCCUGCAAGGGACUGCUGAUGCUCUCCCCGGCUUUGUGGCUCACCUGGUCAGUCCGGCAUGUAGCUGGGAAGGAACACUCUGCUUCCGCUUCUGGUACCACAUGUACGGAACUGCUGAAACAAUGGCCCUGCGGGUGUAUGUGCAGAAGGGUGAUGAGCUAGUGCCCGUCUGGCAAGAAGUUGGGAACCAUGGAGACAGGUGGCACUUGGGACAGGUCACGGUGCAGACCACAGGAAACAUGCAGAUUUUGCUGGAGGGAGAAUGGGGUGAAGAUGAGCGGAGCAACGUAGCAUUGGAUGAUCUCUCCGUUGAAAAGGGAUCCUGUGCAGGUCUGCCAACACCAACACCCACGAGGCCUGUGCCAGGCACCACAACACAGCCUGUACUCACCACCUCACCAACCAGACCCACUCCCACAUCAGGUCGUGCUUCCUGCAGCGCCUCUGGGGAUCCACAUUAUAACACUUUUGACCACAAAGUCCAUAAUUUCAUGGGAAAUUGCACUUAUACCCUCUCCAAAGUAUGCACUGUCUCUGAGAGUCUUCCAUACUUUGAUGUGUCCACAACAAAUGAGCACAGAGGAGCCAACACCAAAGUCUCUUACGUGAAGUCAGUGCAUGUGGAAGUCUAUGACAAUCAGAUUUCUCUUCUGAAAAACAAGAAAGUGAAUGUGAAUGGUCGCAGAAUGAACCUGCCUGUAUUUAUGGAAAAGAAGAUCAGUAUUCAAAGCAGUGGUGGAUAUGUUCUACUGGAAACUGACUUUGGGCUGUGGGUGAGAUAUGAUGGAAAUCAUUACGCAGAAGUCUCUGUGCCCUCUAAUUACAGUGGUCUGCUCUGUGGCCUUUGUGGUAAUUAUAAUGGUGAUCCAAAUGAUGACAAUAUAAAGCCCAAUGGUGACACUGCAAGCGGUUCCACUGAUCUUGGAGAAAGCUGGCUUGUGCCUCAGAAUAACACCAUAUGCUCCAGUGGUGGGACAGAAGAGCAAUGUGAUCCUGUGUUGGAGAGUGAAGCGGAGAAAAACACAGCAUGUGGCAUGAUCACAGACCCAACAGGAAUCUUCAAGGACUGUCACACCAAGGUGCCUCCACAGAAUUUCUUUGAAAACUGUGUUUAUGAUGUAUGUUUCACUGGGGGACAGGCAACAUCCUUAUGCUAUGGACUGCAGGCCUAUGCUGAAUCUUGUGUCAAUGCUGGGAUAUGUAUAGAGUGGAGGAAUGCUACUCUUUGCCCAAUGUCCUGUCCUGGAGGCAGCAUCUACAAGAGCUGUGGUACUAGGUGUCCCUCUACCUGUUUGAACAUCUCAGCAACUGAUUCCUGCAAUUCUUUGCCAGUGGAAGGUUGCUUCUGUAAGGAAGGCUACGUUUUGAGUGGAGACAAAUGUGUGCCAGAAAGCAACUGUGGUUGUAUUGAUGAAAAAAACCAGUAUCACCAGCUGAACGAAAGCUGGUUCACCCGUUAUCCCUGCACUGAGCGCUGCGCGUGCAAGGCAAAUAACACUAUUGAGUGCAAAUCCUGGGAAUGUGGAGUCCAAGAGGAGUGCAGUAUUCAGGAUGGUGUGCUGGGCUGUCAUUCCAAUGGUCAAGCCACAUGUCAAGUGGUAGGAGAUCCCCAUUAUUUCACUUUUGACGGAAUGAAGUACACUUUCGUGGGAACCUGCACCUACACUUUGGUUGAGGUUGUCAACACUGCCACCAAUGUCAUUCCUAUAACCAUACUUGGCAAGAAUGAAGACAGAGGACUAAGAGGGGCCACAUACCUGAAAGAAGUCUACAUAGAUGUGCAUGGUGUACGAAUCACCCUUCAGAAAAACAAAGGAAUCCUGCUGGACAAUGAGAGAGUCUACACUCCAGUGCAGAACCGACUGCAAGGGGUAUCCAUUGGAAAUGUUGGCAGAUUUAUAGUAGUGGAAACCGACUUUGGUGUGAUAGUGAAAUAUGACGGCAAUCACCAUCUGGAGAUCACCCUCCCACGCUCUUAUUUCUCACAGGUGCAUGGCAUGUGUGGCAAUUUCAAUGGUAAUCGUGAAGAUGAUCUGUCCUUGACCAAUGGUACAGUUGUCACUGCCCCACAGUUUGGAAAUAGCUGGGAAGUGGAGAAAGACAGUGAUAAGGGUUGUUUGCCAGACUUAAGAGAAGAUGAUAAUCCUCCUUGCACUGCUGAGAAUAAACAAGUCAUUGAAGGACAGUGCAACGUUCUAAAAUCAGACAAAUUCAAAGUAUGCCAUAGUCUAGUCAACCCUGACGACUUCAUAGAGAUCUGCAUCUAUGAUAUGUGCCAGUAUGAUGGUAUGAAGUCUGCUCUCUGUGACAUAGUUCAAGUCUAUGUUGAGACCUGCAAGAAUCAUGGAAUCACCAUUAAAUGGAGAAAUAGUACAUUCUGUCCAUUGCCCUGCCCAUCCCACAGCCACUACAAAGACUGUGUCUCUCCCUGCCCGUCAACAUGCAGUGACAUUUUUGCCUCUUCCCUUUGUGAGAAGACAGAAGAGUGCACAGAGGGCUGUGAAUGUGAUGAUAAUUAUGUGCUCAGUAAUGGCAACUGUGUGCCUCUCAGCAGUUGUGGCUGCAGGGAUGAUGACAACAAUUACUACAACGCUGGGGAGACAUGGAUAACUCCACACUGCACCAAAAGAUGCCAGUGCCAGAAGAAUGGUGUCAUCAGCUGUAAGAGCUAUAGCUGUGAUUCUAGAGAAACCUGCGUGAUCAAAGAUGGAAAACACAAGUGCAAUCCAACAGGUUUUGGGAGAUGCCAGGUCAUGGGCGACCCACACUACGUCACCUUCGAUGGACUGGUGCACCACUUUCAAGGGAAAUACACGUAUAUUCUGGCUCAGACCAUCCCUGACUUACCUGACACUCUGACACAGUUCAGCAUUGAAGGCAUGAACUAUCCUUUACGUGGAAGUCGACACAUUACUUACCUGAAAGAGAUGCUCAUCAAUGUUUACAACCACACAGUGCGAUUCAGACAGAACAAGCAGGUUCUGUUGGAUGGUGUGAGGGUGAGGCCCCCUGUUCGGCCUCAUGAAGGUAUUCGUAUAUAUCAGAGGACAACAAGAAUUUACCUGGAGACAGAUUUUGGCUUAUACCUGAGCUUUGAUGGCAAUCAAAAUGCAGACAUAAAGCUGGCUACCACCUACAGAAGCAGAGUGGAAGGCUUGUGUGGAGACUUUGAUGGGAGAUACAGAAAUGACUUCACAAAUCCAGAUGGUGUUUGGGUGAGGAAUGUGAAUGUAUUUGGUGAAAGCUGGAAAGUUCCUCUGAAAAGAAGCUCUCGUCUCAGACGAGAUAUCAACUCAGAAAAUGAAUCUGAGGAGGAACCAGAUCCAGGACUUUUCCAAGGCUGCAAUGAAAAUCAGCUGGAGCAGCAAAACACAACUUCAAGAUGUCGAAUCCUGACUGACUUAAAUGGCCCUUUUACCAAAUGUCAUUCUGCAGUCCAACCAGAUUUCUAUUUCACGAGCUGCCUGUUCGAUAUGUGUGUGGAAGGAGAUGAGGUUGCUACCUUGUGUCGCAGUCUGGAGGAAUAUGUGCUGGCUUGUCAGCAGCAAGGAGUCAGCAUGGAUGGCUGGAGGCAACAGACAGACUGUGGUAUAUCAUGUCCUGCCAACAGCAAGUACAGCUCAUGCAUGUCUGCAUGCCCAGCAUCCUGCAACGACCUGACCAGCCCCUCUGAGUGUGAAUCACCCUGUGUUGAAGGCUGUGAAUGCCUCCCUGGUUAUGUUCUUAGUGGCUUUGACUGUGUGCCUUACAAAGAGUGUGGCUGCACAUACCUUAACAAAUACUAUGAGAUUGGAGAAAUAUUCACCACUGAUGACUGUUCUCAGAAAUGCCAGUGCACAGAAAGCUCCACUGUUUUCUGCUCUGACGAAGUGUGUGGGUCUGGUGAAAUCUGUGGCAUUUCAAACUACAGUCAUGGAUGCUACAGGAGUGGCCCAUGUAUGCCAAAUCCUUGUAAGAAUGAUGGCAUUUGCUCUGAAACUACCAACAGCACCUCCCUCCACUUCUGUGAAUGUUCUGAACUCUACACCGGACCAAACUGCGAGGCUGAAAAAAUAGCUGAAGACCCUGACACAGAGGAUUCAGACCACACAAUUGCCAUCGUCAUCGGAGCUGUGGCAGGUGUAGCUGUUAUUGUCAUUCUCAUCUCCUCUACAGUGUACCUGUUCAGAAGGAAGAGAAAGGCGGAUACAGUUACAGUGACAAGGGAUUCUUCUUUGAACGAAUGGCCCACGGAAAAAUUGGAUGCCAGAGUACGUGAGCAAGAUUAUGGCUGCAUUGUGAACAGUGCAUUUGAUCAAAAUGAAUCCCCAAAUACAUACCUAUAGUUAACAAUAUUAUUCCUAUUCAUUUGUCAUACUUUUUAGUCUUUUUAGUCUUGUAUUUUAAUUAUUUCUAAU